This is a messenger RNA of Fusarium tjaetaba, 900 nucleotides long. RefSeq lists its product as uncharacterized. The record is from RefSeq and is a predicted model, not a curated record. Bases 1 to 900 code for a protein of 299 amino acids. NCBI's taxonomy places the organism in Eukaryota, Fungi, Ascomycota, Sordariomycetes, Hypocreales, Nectriaceae. The transcript is spliced from 2 exons.
AUGAAAGCAUUUCUCCCAAUUUUUGCUUGGACCUCCUCGGCCAUCGCAUUUGAUGGUGGAUACGGGACGGGUGGAAGCCCUGGUAACAUGAGCGAGCAAGCAUGGCAAUCUGCUUUCGAGAACCCCAACGCAACAGGUACCUAUGAAUUUGAGGCGUAUAAUGUAUCGGAAAGAUUCCCGCCAAACAAAACUGUUGACGGAUGGACGGCUACCAUUCGCGUAGCCAAUAUUACGGACGACCCUGAGGACGAUACACCUUAUCCCGGCAUCGACAUCAGUGUUCAAGCACCAGAGGGAAUGAGGGUCCCAAUGCUGAACAGCAGUCGUACGAACUCUUCAGACUGGCAUGUGUGUGUUGCUUUCUGGGGACCCAGUCGCCUGAAGGAUGAAGCAACCGGCGAUGCACAACACGACGAUGGAGACUGCAGCUCGUUCCUUGACGAAGACUGCCUACAGGCCUUGAACACAGAAGCAGCUGGAUAUUACUGGAGCGGAGAGGAGUGCGCAAUGCUGCCACAUAUGCCAGUUAAAUGUGAGAAGUAUUACAAAGACUACGGCCCAACGUAUGGCGGAGUUCCUGGGGCGAAUCUGAGUCAAUUUGGCAGCGGAAAGACCUUGAUCAGCCAACGUCCACAGACGGCUGGAAAAUAUAAUGCGAUGACCCAAGAGGAAGCAUAUGAUUACGCUGUGCGUGGUGUCUGGACUGUGAUGAUCAACUGGGGUCGUCGUGAUCACGACACGUAUAGUCUAGACGAUGUUUUACAGCCUUCGCUGUUGUGCCUGCGCACCAGGAACAUCACUGGAGGCAGUGAGGAUCCUAACGAUGGCACAAGAACAACUGGCUAUGUACCUCUGGCUGCUUUCUCAGCUUUGAUGACCACGCUGUUGUUGGCAUAUUGA